Molecule: messenger RNA, 477 nt
Organism: Psylliodes chrysocephalus
Lineage: Eukaryota; Metazoa; Arthropoda; Insecta; Coleoptera; Chrysomelidae
Source: the annotation of a GenBank genome assembly
AUGAGCCUCUGUGCUAGAGAACUAAAGAACGAGGAAUCUAAUACGUGGCUCGAUGAAGCUACUGACUAUACGGAAAAUGCUGGUAUGCAGGCUAAAAAAUCAUGCCCCGAAAAACAAGUAGAAUCUAUGCCAAAAAGAGAGAUUACAAUAAUUGGCACUCAAGUAACAGAAACUGAAUUGGAAAAGGAACUAGAAAUGUCUAAACACGUCUUGAUUGAAACAACAAAAGACACUCUUAGGGAAGAUAAAGGAUUUAAUGAAAUCUCUCAAGUAUUAAAGGAAGCCUGGCCAGAAGAGGUAUUUAAAUGUACAAAAAUAGACGACACAGAUGUGUCUUCGCUUAAUAAAGAAGGUGACAUUGCUGUAAUUGUAGACCCGCAAAACUUAAAAAUGGACAAAACGAUGAGAACGCUAGAGCUGAUUCUCCCCGAGUUAGCCAACUUAAAGAAAGUGACGACAAAGUUGAUGUUAUCCUAA